Messenger RNA from Hypoxylon trugodes, 2384 nucleotides. Its product is annotated as general substrate transporter. The record is from RefSeq and is a predicted model, not a curated record. Gene Ontology annotation, cellular component: membrane. NCBI's taxonomy places the organism in Eukaryota, Fungi, Ascomycota, Sordariomycetes, Xylariales, Hypoxylaceae. The coding region runs from base 293 to 1942 and encodes 549 amino acids. The transcript is spliced from 4 exons. Gene Ontology annotation, biological process: carbohydrate transport; transmembrane transport. Gene Ontology annotation, molecular function: carbohydrate:proton symporter activity.
CUUGGUACAUUUUUAUAGUCCAGGUAUAGCUCUGAUCACCAGCAGCACAUACAUACAUACACAUAUCCCCCCGUCAUACGUACAUACAGAUCGACGCGGGAAAAAAAAUUUAUAUAUAGACCCUGGACGUGCUUACACGACCCCCGUCAAAACUCAACAUCGAUUAUCUUCUCCCACCGGCCCGUAAGGAAGAGGCCUCGUUAUUAUAAAAGGCAUCGAAUCAUCCCGACUCAACUCAGCUUGACGAUAUUUUCAAAAGCAAAAGUCUAGGGCUAGUCUCACAAUCUUCACAAUGGGGAAAUUCUUCGGCCUUCGGGGCGAUUGGCUUAAUUAUGCCAUCGGUAUAAUUGCAGGAACUGAUUUCCUGCUAUUCGGUUAUGACCAGGGUGUCAUGGGCGGAAUUCUCACUAUGCACCAAUUUCUUGAUGAUUUCCCUGCCAUCAAUCCCAAUGGCACAAAAGACCCUCUCGAACAAGCACAACGAUCUUCCACUCAGGGUAUCUCAGUUGCAGCAUAUAACUUGGGAUGCUUUGUCGGCGCUGUUGCUACUAUCUUCAUUUCUAAUCCCCUCGGCCGUCGGCGCAUGAUCAUACUCGGCACUACUAUUAUGGUUAUCGGUGCCAUCCUGCAAGCUAGCGCCACUACUCUCCCGCACUUAAUUAUUGGACGAAUCAUCACCGGAUUAGGAAACGGCGGUAACACAUCGACAGUACCCACCUGGCAGUCAGAAACAUCGCGCGCACACAAGCGCGGUAAAUUGGUUAUGAUAGAAGGUGCCCUUAUCACCUGCGGUAUCAUGAUCAGUUACUGGAUUGAUCUUGGCUGCAGUUUCGUCGAAGGCAGCAGUGUUGCCUGGAGAUUUCCGCUUGCCUUCCAAAUCGUCUUCUGUCUGCUCAUCUUGGCUACCAUCUGGAACCUGCCCGAGUCUCCACGAUGGCUGAUCCUCAAGGACCGCGAAGAGGAAGCCCGAGAAGUUCUUGCUGCUUUAAUGGAUACCGAGAUUCACAACAAGGAAGUCGAGAACGAAUUUACGGCUAUCAAGGAGACCGUCGCUGAGAUGUCUAAGGGCAGUUUUGCCGACCUAUUCACUAUGGACAAGGACCGAAACUUCCACCGAACUGUGCUCGCUUUUGUCAACCAAAUGUUCCAGCAAAUCUCUGGCAUCAACCUUAUCACCUACUACGCUCCUGUUAUCUACAGCGGACUUGGCAUGAGCGAUUUCAUGGCUAGACUUCUCGCUGCUGUUAACGGCACUGAAUACUUCAUCGCUUCGUGGCCCGCUGUGUUCCUUGUUGAGCGCGUUGGUCGCCGAAAGCUCAUGCUUGUUGGUGCUGCUGGCCAAGCUAUUAGUAUGGCGGUCCUAGCUGGUGUAAACUCAAACCCAGACAGCAAGAGCGCUCAAGCCUGUGCUGUCGCCUUCCUGUUUGUCUUCAACACAUUUUUCGCCAUCGGUUGGUUAGGAAUGACUUGGCUAUACCCUGCUGAGAUUACUACGCUCCGAACCCGUGCGCCCGCGAAUGCGUUGUCCACCUCUUCGAACUGGAUAUUUAACUUCAUGGUUGUCAUGAUCACGCCCGUAGCAUUCCAGAGCAUCAAGUACCAGACUUACAUCAUCUUCGCGGUCAUCAACGCAUUUAUGGUUCCCUCGGUUUACUUCUUCUUCCCCGAGACCGCCUACCGAUCUCUCGAGGAAAUGGACUCUAUCUUCCACAAGGUCAAGGGCGCCAAGGGCUGGUUUACCGUUGUCCACACCGCUCAAAACGAACCCCGUCGCUACGGAAAGAAUGGCGAGCUACUCAUUGCUUACGAGGAGACUGACGAGCAUAAGGCGCACGUCGCUCCUGCAGAGCAUCAUGAGGGCGGCCCCGGUUCUGGCACGGCUUCGGUUGAGACGGAUGCGGAGAAGGCGUCAGGCGGCGUGUUUGUUGAGAACCGCCAUUAAACUUUGGGUUCUAGCCUGAAGUGACCGGACUUAUACCAUUUUUGUUAUGAAUUUUUUUUAGAUACCUCGACUUUUUAGUCUUUCUCUGAGAUAUGCUACUCGCUACCCUCCUUAUAUAUAUAGAUGCAGGAAUACCCUGAGAUGGGAUGGGAGAAAGGAAAUGUUUAUUUUGAAACUACCCAAUAUUCCAGUCAUGUUGUUUUUCGCGAUAGAUAUCCAUCAUUGGGAGAUACGAUAACUUCAAAAGCGCCAUAAGGGCUGAAUUGAGAAAGAUGUUCUAAAACAUUAAAUUUCAUUGAUUAUUUUGUGAUUUGUGGAGUCUAUUGUAUACAUCUAUGAUUGACUACCUAGGUACCUAGGUACCUAGUUACUCUCUUGAUUCUACUAUUACUAUAGUCCCAAUUUUGUCUACUACAGACACAAUACAACUAUUGGAAGUGUC